CACAGUAGUGUCAUCAGCAAACUUUGAACAGCUCACCAGUUGUACUUUCUCACAGCUUCAUUCUUUUCUCUCGUCUGCUGGAACUUUAGUUCAUCUCUUGCCAGACGGGACACUUUCUCCAUUCAAGCCACCAUCCAAGAUGCGUCACAAAUUCACCACCAGGGUUUUCAUUUUCCUCGUGUGCAUCACAGUAAUUCCAUUUUUUUCCAACUCGUUGUGGAAUUUCGCCGUGUAUAUCCUCAGCCCUCGGGAGCUGAGCCUUUGUGCCUGUCACAAAUGUUUGAAAGAGGGGGAUCCAUGCUUAACAGACCUUAUCAAGGAGUCUCCUACACCUUUUUUGUCAAAACAACAUAGAACCUCAGAGGACGAUUUCAACUGGUGGAAGCGAUUACAGGGGGAAAAACGCAACUUCACUUUCUUCAGUGCAACAGUGGACAAGCUUUUUCAGAUAUUCCCACCUGUUCCAGAUGUUUUAGAAGCCAGCCCUGACCGCUGCAGGACUUGUGCUGUGGUGGGGAAUUCUGCUAAUUUGAAGGGAUCACAUUAUGGACCUCUGAUAGAUUUUCAUGAUAUUGUAAUAAGAAUCAACCGUGGUCGUACCACUGGCUAUGAAGCAGAUGUUGGGACCAAAACAACCCAUCAUGUCUUCUAUCCGGAGAGUGCUCCUUGGCUAGCAAACACCACUUAUCUUAUGUUUUUCCCAUUCAAGAUAAGUGACUUUCUGUGGCUCCUCAAGAAACUUGAUCCAGAGGAAGACAGCGCUGUGAACUCAAGGAAGAUAGCUAACAAGGAUCUGGUGAUGAUCCUCAAUCCAGCUUUCAUGAGGUAAAUGUUUUUGGGUUUGGAGCAGACAGUGAUGGAAACUGGAACCAUUACUUUGAACAACGUAAAUACAAAAACCUAAAAACUGGAGCCCAUCCUGGAACAUAUGAAUAUCAAACUAUUGAGAAGUUACAUAAUAAAC
This is a messenger RNA of Amphiprion ocellaris (clown anemonefish), 964 nucleotides long. RefSeq names its product CMP-N-acetylneuraminate-beta-galactosamide-alpha-2,3-sialyltransferase 1-like. The record is from RefSeq and is a predicted model, not a curated record. Bases 140 to 829 code for a protein of 229 amino acids. The transcript is spliced from 7 exons. Gene Ontology annotation, molecular function: beta-galactoside (CMP) alpha-2,3-sialyltransferase activity. Lineage: Eukaryota; Metazoa; Chordata; Actinopteri; Pomacentridae.